AUGUCGUCGCGGGCAGGCCCGAAGACUCCUAAACAGACUUCAAAGGAGCCGAAGGACAGCAAGUUGCCCUGUUCCAGUUCCAGCGAUUCUGAAGACAUGAUUGAUAAAAGUUUGAGAAGAUUACGCGCGAGUGAUGCGCUCAAUUUGAACCUCACACCGCCGUUGCCUCCAGCGGAGAAGUUCACCACGGGCAGCAAUUACCCACGAUGGGAAUUAAAAGCGCGCGCCUAUAUCCGAAAGUUUCCAAGGGGUAAGCAAAAGGGUUCUUUACUGAGUCUGUUAGCGGGAGACUCAGUGAAUCGCGCAUUCCAGGCGAACGUCUUUCAUAGCGAUGACCUCAACAUUAUGUUUGUCCGGUUACGUGAGCUUUGGGACACAGCACUAUACUUCAUCGAGUACCCGACGCAAUUCCUCGCGGCGCGUCAAAAUAUUGGCAAGACCACUGAAGCUGAUACCUACUGCGUGAGGCAGCUUGUGGCUAAGGCUUAUCCAGAUGACACCACAGAGGGGCACGACGGUCGCGCAAUAGAACAAUUUAUCGAAGGGGUGGCAAACGCUUCUUUAAAGAAGUUGAUUACGAAACAGAUAGGAAGCUUCAACGAGACAGUGCAACUUGCACGGGUGACGGAGAAACUGCAACGAAUCAUCCAAGGUCGUGAUGCACAUUGUUGGACCAUUUCUCAAUAG
This is a messenger RNA of Echinostoma caproni, 687 nucleotides long. Lineage: Eukaryota; Metazoa; Platyhelminthes; Trematoda; Plagiorchiida; Echinostomatidae. The record is from the annotation of a GenBank genome assembly.